Messenger RNA from Coniosporium apollinis CBS 100218, 1641 nucleotides. RefSeq lists its product as uncharacterized. The coding region runs from base 1 to 1641 and encodes 546 amino acids. Gene Ontology annotation, molecular function: ligase activity. The record is from RefSeq and is a predicted model, not a curated record. The transcript is spliced from 8 exons. Lineage: Eukaryota; Fungi; Ascomycota; Dothideomycetes.
AUGGCUUUCCAAAGUUAUUCUUCCACCUUUCCCCAGCUUUCGAGCCAGAUUGACACCAAGACCUCCACAUUCCAGGAGAAUCUGUCGAAAUGGGAGACGAUCUUGCACAAGUUCGAUGCUGCGUCUGCUAAAGCAAGCUCCGAAAGUACGUCGCCAAGAGCGAUCGAGAAGCACACUGCACGGCAAUUGCUUGCACGUGAUCGAGUCGCCCUACUUCUUGAUCCCGGAACGCCUUUCUUAGAACUAUGUACUUUCGCUGGCCAUAACCUGAAGAACUCUUCACCCUCUGCCAGCUUGGUCACUGGUAUCGGCGUAGUAAGUGGGAUUAUCUGCAUGGUUUUAGCACACAUACCAUCCUUACAUGGAGGUGCCUGGAAUGAAUACACUGUAUUGAAGCAGAAUCGCAUCACAGCGAUUGCCUCCGAGAACAAUCUCCCCCUGAUCGCUCUUGUCCAGUCGGCUGGUGUUUUUCUUCCUCAGCAAUUCAAAGUCUUCCACAAAGGCGGCCAGAUAUUCCGAGACCUUGCUCUUCGCUCUAAGAAUGGUCGACCAAGCUGUGCUGUUGUAUUCGGGUCUUCGACUGCAGGCGGAGCUUAUCACCCUGCCUUAUCAGACUACACUAUCUUUGUCAAGGACCAGGCACAGGUGUUCCUGGGAGGGCCACCGUUAGUGAAAAUGGCGACGGGUGAAAUCGCAGAGGCCGAAGAGCUUGGCGGAGCAGAUAUGCAUUCGACCAUAACAGGACUGUCCGAUCAGUUGGCUUCUGAUGAACUCGAUGCGAUUCGGAAGGCCAGGGAAUGGAUCCUGACAACUUCCGCUGUGCACCAUCAGUACUGUCGUCCAGGGCGUGUGAUAAAGUGUCGUGAGCCGAAAUAUGACGUUGAAGACUUGCUCGGAUUCGUCAAUCCAGAUAUCAGACUACCGCUCAAUAUGAUGGAGGUGUUGCUACGGAUCGUAGAUGACUCGAGGAUAGAGCAGUUCAAGCCUCAGUAUGGCAAUGGUAUGAUAACAGCAUGGGCCUAUAUCCACGGACAUCUUACUGGUGUCAUUGCCAAUCAGCACCCAGUGAUACUACCAAAUGAGUCGGACAAGGCCACACAGUUCAUUCGUCUAUGUAACCAAGGUCGCAAUCCUAUAGUCUUCCUGCACAACGUUACAGGCUUUAUGGUUGGCCUUAAGACUGAGAGAGCAGGUCUAAUCAAGAAAGGGGCCCAGCUUGUCAGCGCGGUCAGUACUAGUACUGUCCCCCACAUCGGCAUCAUCUGCGGCGCAUCCUACGGCGCUGGAAACUAUGCUAUGUGUGGCCGUCCUUACGCACCACGUUUCCUGUUCUCCUGGCCUACGAGCCGCUGCUCCGUGAUGGGACCUGACCAGUUAGGGGGCGUGAUGGAGACCAUCGCUCGUAGAGCAGCGGCGCGGGGGAAUCGUCCGGUUGUGGAGAAGGAGCUGGAGGCCUCGGUGGAGAAGUUUAAGGAACAGGUUAGGCAGGACUCGGAUCCUUAUUAUACUUCGGCACAUUUGCUGGAUGAUGGUGUCAUUGACCCGAGGGAUACGAGGGAUGUCUUAGGGAUGUGCUUGGAGGUUGUCAUGCUUGAUCCGGUGGUUGGAAACGCAGGCUUCCAGGGGCUGGCACGAAUCUGA